Corylus avellana is the source of this 800-nucleotide messenger RNA. The record is from RefSeq and is a predicted model, not a curated record. NCBI's taxonomy places the organism in Eukaryota, Viridiplantae, Streptophyta, Magnoliopsida, Fagales, Betulaceae.
UGCCUAUAUUCUGUUCCUCUCUCAGAGUAUUGAUAUUUGUGAGUUAGGUGCUCACAGCACCUUGAUUUUCUCGCACAGAGAUGGCGGCCAAUUUAGCAAUGACCGGUAUACUAGAAAAGAUGACAGGCAAGGAUAAAGAUUACAGAUAUAUGGCAACAUCUGAUUUGCUAAACGAGUUAAACAAAGAUAGUUUUAAAGCUGAUUCUGAUCUGGAGAUAAAAUUGUCAAAUAUAAUCAUACAACAGCUUGAUGAUGCAGCAGGAGAUGUUUCGGGAUUGGCAGUGAAAUGUCUUGCUCCAUUGGUCAAGAAGGUGAGUGAAGCACGUGUUGUGGAGAUGGCUAAUAAACUCUGUGAUAAACUGCUAAACGGGAAGGAUCAACAUCGGGACAUUGCUAGCAUAGCUUUGAAAACAAUAGUUGCUGAAGUUGCAACACCAUCUCUCGCCCAAUCAAUUCUUGUUGCAGUCACGCCACAAUUGAUAAAAGGAAUUAAUGGCCCCGGCCCGAGUACAGAGAUUAAGUGUGAAUGUCUCGAUAUCUUAUGUGAUGUCCUCCAUAAAUUUGGUAAUCUAAUGGCAGCCGACCACGAACUACUUUUAUGUGCUUUGUUGCCCCAGUUGAAUUCCAAUCAAGCUAGUGUUCGAAAGAAGACCGUGUCUUGUAUUGCAUCUCUUGCUUCAAGCUUGUCAGAUGAUUUGCUGGCUAAGGCAACAAUUGAAGUUGUUAGGAACUUGAGAAAUAGGGGCAGAAAAUCGGAAUUGACCCGCACAAACAUUCAAAUGAUUGGUGCUUUGAGGUGA